This is a messenger RNA of Tuber aestivum (summer truffle), 1953 nucleotides long. Lineage: Eukaryota; Fungi; Ascomycota; Pezizomycetes; Pezizales; Tuberaceae. The record is from the annotation of a GenBank genome assembly.
AUGCUUUCCCGAAUCGACUUGACUCCCGCUUCCCGCCCGCUCUUGCUCCCUGACGAGACAUUGUUAUUCGUGCAGAACGCGGUCGGGAUUUACGAAGGGUGUGUUCCGCUUUGUUUUCCCCGGGCCCACCAUUACCCCGCACUGACCCAUUGGGAUAGGAAAUAUAAGAUUCCGAAUUACCAGAACGGUAGCGCGUACUUGACCUCGCAUCGGGCUUGCUAUGUCGAUAACGAAGAUCCGAGGAAGUUUUCGGUGGCGGUGGAGCUAAAGGAUGUUGAUCGGGUGGAGUGCUAUGUUUGUACCCUUCAUCCCAUGCACCUGUCUUGACGCUGGAAGCUGAGGGAAAGGUGUUGCGAUGUGCAGGCCGGGUUUUUGAAAUCCUCUCCGAAGAUCACAUUAUUUCUCAAGCCUCCUGCUACCGCCGCUGUCGCUGCUACCAACAACUUUACGCCCUCGCCGGGGAACAGGUCUGCGGUGUCAACACCCAAGCCCGCUACCCCGCUCAUCAGACCGACGUCCCCGCUACCGGCUUCGACUGGCGUCUGGAUAUGCCCUAUAUGUUCGUUCUCGAACCCCAUCCCGUCGAACUACAUCCCGCAGGUGACCCCCACAGGGUCCAUCCCCCCGUGUCUAGCCUGCGGGAUCAGGCCAUCUCCGGGGGUACUGGAGAGUUCGUCGCAGCAGCCUCCGCCGAGGUCGCCGACACCCUUGUCGUCACUGUCGCCACUGCAUACUGCUGGGAGCGGGCCAACCCCGAGCUCAUCUACUGCCACUGCUACCACUACCGCCACCGCCACGGGCGACAGCGACGAAGCCACGUUCGCCUGCCCAAGGUGCACGUUCUUGAAUCACCGCUGGCUGCGUUCCUGUGAGAUAUGCGGGGAGCACUUGAUUAGCCCGGACCUCCCCACGGAGCAGCUGCUAGAAGCCACGCGCGGGGAGUCGCCGGCUCCAACCUCGAUAGCACGUAAGGGCGGGCUUAUCGGGGAGAACGUGGAAGUGGUGAAGUUCUCAUUCCGCGCCGGCGGUGACAAAGUCUUCCACGAGCGGCUCAGGAAUGCCCUGAUACAGCGAAAGUGGCUACUGCAGAACGCUCCGCCGGUGCCCACGCCCGGACAGAGCGGCAAUGGUGGGGCGUCGAGUGGUGGCGGGGCUUCUGGCGCGACUAAUGCUGAUGGUGGCGCGGCUGCCGAGAGAGUAGUGGGCAUUGCAGGGCUCGAGCGCGCGGGCCGGAAUGUGCGCAGGAAGAACGAAGCCGCCAUCGGCGGAGCCUUUGAGGACCUGGAAGCGCUCAUGGGCCGGGCCAAAGAAAUGGUAGCCCUGGCAGAGGAGUUUUCCACACGCCUAAGCUCGACCCCGACAUUCGCCAACAACGAGGCUAAAGCCGUGCUGCGCAACUCCACCCAGGCCCUCGGCAUCGUGACGAAGGACAUGCUAACCUCCGCCACUGGCGGCGGCAGCAACAGCAGCGAUAAAGCCUCAGACCUCUACCUCUCCGAACUCGCGCGCCAGGUAGCGGAAUUCCUUGCCGACGACGCGCGCGGCAUACUCAAGCGCGAGGGCGGGGUAAUCACGCUCGUCGACCUGUGGGCCAUAUACAAUCGUGCCCGCGGCAUAGAACUCAUCUCGCCCAGCGACCUGGAGAAGGCCACCGGCCUAUUCGAGAAGUUGAAGCUCCCUGUGCGCGUUCGCAGGUUCCGGAGCGGGCUACUCGUCGUGCAGGAGGCUAGGAGCUCCGACGCCGAGACAGUCAGGAGGAUCAUGGAGUGGAUUUCUGGACCCGGGUGGGGUAGGGGUGUGACGGCGGCCCAGGCCGCGGAGAGGUUUGGGUGGAGCAUUGGCGUGGCAGCGGAGGAGUUGGAGAUGGCCGAGGAGAGGGGCGCGCUUUGCCGUGAGGUUGGGGUCGAGGGGGUGAGAUUUUGGAGGAAUUGGCUUGUGGAGGAGAGGAGGUGA